CGAGCUUCUAAGCCACUGCAAGCUAGUUUUUCUGUCUUAAUUUCCGCAGUUGCAGUUCAUGCUCAGCCCAUCCGAAAGUGUUCUCAAAGUUCAGCCUUGUUGCCUUAAUCCAUGUCAUCAGCUCGCUGCAGCCACAGUCCAUCCACAUCCACCGAAUUGGCAAGGCUUCAAGUAGCCUUGUCAAGUCGCCUGGUCAGAGCUCUAGUCAUGCAGAGAUGAUAACUACGCGCCCCGCUCUAAAGCGAUCUGGGGCUCUUCACCCUCGACUCAUAGCUCUUCCUAUGCUCUUGGCCGACCCUGCGCUGCCUAUCGUCUUUUGCGCAACACUUCCAAGCGACUCUUUGGUCCGCGACUCUAGAAAGCCCAACACAGCAUAUUUAGCGUCACUUACUCUUCUCGACAUUUCCCAUGUGACCUCAGCAGCCUCGUCGACGAUUGGAACCACGUCGCAAUGGCUCACACUGUCCAACCACACGCCUCUCAAACCCUGCGCGAAUUCCUGCACCUAUUGAAGCAGCAGUGGACUCUGUCAGUAGCAUGUCAGAAUCAAUGCGACCCACCCGAGCAAUGUAGCUGCCUACGCUACAUUGUCCACGUCGAGGAUCUCAAAAGAUGGUGGAAGCGAACGGUAUCUGAGUCGACGGGUCAAACAAAGUUGCAAAGACUACUUGACGAACUCGAGCCGGCCGAACAUCAGCUGUUUCCUGUAGAGCAAAAGCUUUUCUCUGGAGAAUAUACCUGCCUUACUGUCUUCAGCCUGCUGUUAACGCAGGGUCGACAUCAUCUGAUCGAGCGCUUCCAUAAUUCCGGAAUCGAUGAUCGCGACUUGGAAAAAAUAACGCCAAACAGUGAGGCAACUCUACGCAACAGCCUGGCUAUUGUACCUAGUCACGACGACGUCGAAAAGAUCAUCGGAGACUUCCAACGAGAGCGAUGGGCAUACUGUCCUCUCAAGCUUGAGUUACACAUGGAUCGCUAUCUACAAUUUACAAGAGUCAUCCCGCCUUUCUGUCGCAAGGUCAUACUCGGGGAUAAGGGAGGCACUGCUUCUAUAUACUGGGUCACUGUCCAGAAAGACUUGCUAUCUGACGACAGUCUCAAGAACGCUUUACAAGACUCGCUUUAUCAAGAUAAAGAAUUCGGAGAGGUAAGUCAAAAUGGGUUCAAUGCAUGACUUACGGUGUGCAUCUUAUCCUUACUAAUUCGUUGCAG
This is a messenger RNA of Alternaria alternata, 1212 nucleotides long. RefSeq lists its product as hypothetical. The transcript has a single exon. Bases 452 to 1174 code for a protein of 240 amino acids. The record is from RefSeq and is a predicted model, not a curated record. NCBI's taxonomy places the organism in Eukaryota, Fungi, Ascomycota, Dothideomycetes, Pleosporales, Pleosporaceae.